Messenger RNA from Thlaspi arvense, 2865 nucleotides. The record is from the annotation of a GenBank genome assembly. NCBI's taxonomy places the organism in Eukaryota, Viridiplantae, Streptophyta, Magnoliopsida, Brassicales, Brassicaceae.
AUGGAGAGGGUCAGGACGAUUCUAACCCAUACUUACCCUUACCCGCAUGAGCAUUCACGCCAUGCUAUCAUUGCUGUGUUUUUUGGUUGCCUAUUCUUUAUUUCAUCGGAUAAUAUGCACACCCUCAUUGAAAAGUUCUCAGUCAAGUGGUGGUCCAUGUAUGCAUGCUUGCUCGGGUUUUUCUACUUCUUUUCUUCUCCAUUUAUUGGGAAGACUAUCAGACCGAAUUAUUCAAACUUCAGUCGAUGGUACAUUGCCUGGAUUUUAGUUGCAGCUUUGUAUCAUCUUCCUAAUUUUCAGUCAAUGGGUUUGGAUUUGAGGAUGAAUUUGUCCUUGUUUCUGACAAUUUACAUAUCAUCCAUAUUCUUCCUUGUUGUCUUCCACAUCAUUUUUCUUUGCCUUUGGUAUGUUGGUCUUGUUUCUCGCGUGGCUGGUAGACGCCCAGAGAUCUUAACCAUUCUUCAAAACUGCGCCGUUCUUAGCAUGGCUUGCUGUAUCUUCUACAGCCAUUGUGGUAAUCGAGCUAUUCUGAGGCAAAAACCUCUUGGAAGACAGCAUUCUAGUUGGUUUUCGUUCUGGAAAAGAGAACAUAGGCACAAUACCUGGCUUGCAAAAUUCAUUCGUAUGAGUGAGCUGAAAGAUCAAGUGUGCUCGUCGUGGUUUGCUCCAGUUGGUUCUGCUAGUGAUUAUCCACUUUUAUCCAAAUGGUUUAUUUACGGAGAGAUUGCGUGCAAUGGAUCGUGUCCUGAUUCAUCUAACGAAAUUUCUCCCAUAUACUCGUUAACAUCGGCUGAUUUGUUUAAAACUGUGUUUGACCUCCUCGUAUCAGUGACGGUAUUUGUUGGCCGCUUUGACAUGCGGAUGCUGCAGGCUGCAAUGACCAAAUCUUGUGAUGGAACCAAGAAGGAAGAACUUUUAUAUGAUCACCUUGCUCAUAAGGACAAAUUUUGGUUUGAUUUCAUGGCGGAUACUGGUGAUGGUGGGAAUUCAUCAUAUGCUGUUGCGAAACUUCUUGCUCAGCCUACUAUCGAAGUCUUGGUGGAUGGUAAAGCUCGACCUUUACCACGGGGGAAUGUACUGCUUAUUGGAGGAGAUCUUGCAUACCCCAAUCCAUCAUCGUUUACAUAUGAGAAACGUCUCUUUUGUCCUUUUGAGUAUGCACUCCAGCCUCCACCUUGGUAUAAAAAUGACUCUAUCGCUGUUGACAAGCCUGAAUUACCCGAGGGAGUGAAAGAUUUAAAGGAUUAUGAUGGUCCUCAAUGUUUUCUCAUCCCCGGAAACCAUGACUGGUUCGACGGACUCAAUACUUUCAUGAGGUAUAUAUGUCAUAAGAGUUGGUUAGGCGGCUGGUUUAUGCCCCAGAAGAAAAGCUAUUUUGCCCUGCAGCUACCUCAGAGAUGGUGGGUGUUUGGUUUGGAUCUUGCACUUCAUGGUGAUAUUGAUGUCGACCAGUUCAAGUUCUUUUCCGAAUUGGUGAAGGAGAAGGUUGAAGAGGAUGAUGCAGUGAUCAUUAUCACGCAUGAACCAAACUGGCUUCUUGAUUGGUACUGGAGCUGCGAUACAGGGAAGAACGUGAGGCAUCUGAUAUGCGACGUUCUGAAAGACAGGUGUAAACUUAGAAUGGCAGGGGAUUUGCAUCAUUAUAUGCGACAUUCAUGUACUCAAUCAGAUGGACCUACCCAUGUCCAACAUCUUCUUGUUAAUGGCUGUGGAGGAGCUUUUCUGCAUCCCACCCAUGUGUUCAGCAAAUUUUCAAAGUUCUAUGGGGCUUCCUAUGGAAGCAAGGCUGCCUACCCAUCUUUUGAUGAUUCAAGCAAGAUUGCUUUGGGAAAUAUAUUGAAGUUCCGGAAGAAGAACUGGCAAUUUGAUUUCAUUGGUGGCAUUAUAUACUUUAUCUUGGUCUUUUCAUUGUUCCCUCAGUGUAAGCUAGCCCAUAUCUUACGAGGCGAUUCGUUUUCUGGUCACCUGGAGAGUUUCUUAGGCACAGUUUGGAGCGCCUUUGUAUAUGUGAUGGAACAAUCUUAUGUGUCUUUUACGGGUGUCCUGAUGUUACUGAUCAGUGCAAUCAUAUUUGUCCCUUCAAAAAUAUCUCGGAAGAAAAGAGUGCUAAUAGGAGUUCUUCAUGUUGCUGCUCACCUGAUGGCAGCUCUGAUUCUCAUGUUGAUGUUGGAGCUGGGCAUAGAAAUCUGUAUUCAGCAUAAUCUCCUUGCAAAUUCUGGGUAUCAUUCAUUGUAUCAGUGGUACAAAUCAGUGGAAAGCGAGCAUUUCCCUGACCCUACUGGCCUUCGAGCCCGUAUCGAACAAUGGACGUUUGGCCUUUAUCCUGCAUGCAUCAAGUAUCUUAUGUCAGCAUUUGAUGUUCCCGAGGUGAUGGCUGUUACCCGGACAAACAUUUGCAAAGAAGGGAUGGAGUCGCUGUCCCGAAGCGGAGCUGUUAUUUAUUAUGCUUCUGUCUUCCUUUACUUCUGGGUCUUCUCGACUCCUGUGGUGUCUUUGGUGUUUGGAAGCUACUUGUAUAUCUGCAUCAACUGGCUCCACAUUCACUUUGAUGAAGCUUUCUCUUCACUCCGCAUUGCCAAUUACAAAUCUUUCACCCGUUUCCACAUCAAAGAGAACAAAGACAUCGAAGUAUUCACUCUCGCGGUUGAUAAGGUGCCAAAAGACUGGAAGCUGGACAAAGAUUGGGAUUCAGAGCCGAAACAGAGUGGGGUGAUGAGCCAUAAGAGAAAGUAUCCAAGUAAAUGGUGUGCAUCAACAUCGCAACAAGACCCUGUUGCUACCGUAAAAGUAGUGGAUUAUUUCGUUAUUCAUAGAUCACAGAAACAAAACGGAGAAUCUUCACAGAAACAAAACGGAGAGUGUUAG